AUUCCUGGCUUGUCUAGUUGGUUGGUCUUUGAAGGCAAGCAGAUUGACCCGGAUAAUCUCCAAGCUGUUAAAAAGAGUAACGUCUUGAUCAUUAUUCUCUCUCGGAACUAUGCUUCUAGCAGAUGGUGUCUUGGUGAAUUGGUUCCGAUGAUGGAGUGCAAGAAUAGCAGAGGACAUGUAGUCUUGCCUAUACUUUACGAAGUGGAACCAAAGGAUGUGAAGCACCAAUUAGGGUUGUUGGGAGAGAGAUUUUGGUCGCGUAAGAAGUGUGUUGAUGAAAAGGUUGUGGAUGAAUGGGAGAAAGCGCUCACAGAAAUUAGGUCCCUGAAAGGAUGGGAUUCCAAGAAAGAUGUCGAUAGAUACGAAGGUGACUUGGUAAAUUUGGUUGUCAUAAAGGUUUUGAUUGAGUUAAAGAAGGCAUUUGAAGUGGUUUUUACCGACCACCGUAUAGAGAAUGUCAUGAUACUUGUAUAUCAUAAUUCUAGCACUACAUUAUGGGAUGGGUGGUAUUGGCAAGAUAGCUUGUGCUAAGGUCAUCUUCAACAAACUUGCUGAUCAAUAUGAUGGUUCAUCUUACCAUAUUUAAGGGUAAGAAAGUCCUCAUUCUUCUUGAUGAUGUGAAUGAUAACGAUCACUUGAAGGUUUCAGUUGGAGAUCAUAAGUGGUUUGGGUUAGGAAGUAGGAUUAUCAUUACUACGAGAAGCAAUAUUGUUCUUGAUGACACUAGGUGGACUUCAAGUAUAAACAUGAGGUAGAUGACUUCCCUUAGCUCUUGAGGUGAUGGAUUCAAAUUUGGAAAAAAAGUUCUCAUUAUUCUUGAUGACUUCCUUUAGCUCUCGAGGUUAUGGGUUCAAAUUUGGAAAAAAAGUCAUCAUUGUUCUUGAUGACUUAACUUAGCUUUGAGGUUAUGGGUUCAAAUUUGAAAAAAAGUCCUCAUUGUUCUUGAUGAUGUGGAUGGUAAUGAUGAGUUGAAGCUUUGGGUGGAGAUUAUGAGUGUUGUGGUCUGGAAGUAAGAUUAUCAUUGCCACUAGAAUCAAGAUUAGAAGCAAGAUUGUUUAUGAUGACGUUGGGUGGGAAAGUUUGACAA
Syzygium oleosum is the source of this 1087-nucleotide messenger RNA. Its product is annotated as disease resistance protein RPV1-like. The record is from RefSeq and is a predicted model, not a curated record. The transcript is spliced from 2 exons. Gene Ontology annotation, biological process: signal transduction. The annotation marks the transcript as partial. Lineage: Eukaryota; Viridiplantae; Streptophyta; Magnoliopsida; Myrtales; Myrtaceae.